AUGAAUAAAACUUUUAUAGUAUCUGCAGAAGCUAUACCAAACCCAAACAGCCGAUAUACCACACAAGAUCUUUUAUUUUUUUUCCUUUGUUUAACGUUGUCAGUAAUUUAUAUUCAAUGGUUAUGGAGUCGAAGAAAACUUUAUACAUAUGCUUUGAAAAUACAUGGACCUAUAUCCUUACCUAUAGUAGGAUGUUUUUACUUAUUUAUAACACAACCCACAGAAAUCUACAAAAAUUUGAUGUACCUAUUCGAAAAAUAUUCCGGUUUAUCUAGAGGUUGGUUUGGUCCUCAAUUAUUUUUCCUAGUUCAAAACCCAAAACAUAUAGAUAUAAUACUAAGUAGUCCUAAGGCCCUGGGUAAGCCCUAUUUAUAUGACAAAAUAGUACAAUUUGUUGGCACAGGAAUUCUUACAGCACCUGUACCAAAAUGGAGAAAACACAGAAAACUGAUUCGUCCAACUUUUAACCAAAGAAUCUUGGAUCAAUUCGUCGAAAUUUUUUCUGAACAAUGUGGAGUUUUGAUGAAAUGUUUGGGAAAAGAAGUUGGGAAAGAAGUUGAUCUUUUUCAUUAUUUAACCAAACUUACUUUGGAUGUAUUAUGUGAAACUGCAAUGGGCAUUAAAGUAAAUGCCCAAACAACAGAUUCAGUAUUUGGAAAAUGGAUAGAUAGGGCAAUGGAGAUAACAAUGUUUAGAAUGUUGAACGUAUGGUAUCAUUUCGAUUUUAUUUUUAAUUUUACGCCAUUAAAAAAGGAAUAUGAUGAUAUUAAUCAUAAAUUUCAUGCAUUUACUGGGAAGGUUGUUAAAGAUAAAAUAACGGCCUAUAAAAACAAAAUGGAGGAUAUUGAUGACCGCACCGAAUCUGAAGUCGAAGUAACCGGUAACAGAAAAGCCUUUUUGGAUUACCUAAUAGAUAUAGCCUACAACCAAAAGGACUCAAUGCUUACUGAGCAAGAGAUUAGAGAGGAAGUUGACAUAUUUAUGGUUGCUGGUACAGACACGACAGCUACAUCACUUUGUUUUACAUUUAUGGUGCUAGGGAUAUAUCCAGAAAUCCAACAAAAAAUAUACGAAGAAGUUGUGGAUGUUAUUGGGUACACUGGUAGUGUGGAAAGCAAGGACUUGCCCAAACUAAAAUAUGCAGAGUGUGUUUUAAAGGAAACUCAAAGAUUUUUUGCCCCUGCGCCGGCUAUAGCAAGGGAAUUAACUGAUGAUCUGGAUUUAGGAGACGUAACUCUACCAUCUGGUUGUUCAAUCGUCGUUGGUGUUAUUAAGGUCCAUAGGAAUCCUGAAUACUGGAAUGACCCUAUGAAGUUUGACCCUGACAGAUUUUUACCCGAAAAUGCGAAAAAAAUUGUUCCAGGGUCGUAUUUACCGUUUUCUUGGGGGCCCCGAAAUUGUGCAGGGCCUAAGUAUGCAAUGAUGGCCAUGAAAACAGUGGUGGCAAACGUCGUAAGAAAAUACCAAAUUUCUUGUGGUUACAAAAAUAUUGAGGAAGUUGAUCUAAAAUGUAACCUACUUUUGAGAAGUACAGAAGGUUUCAAAGUGACUUUUCACAAAAGGUAGUAAUUAGUUAUUAUGUACAUAUAUAAACUUAAUUUUGUGAAGCAACAUUUUUUAUGUAAUUAAAUGAAUUUUAAUAAAUAAAUAGCAAGG
Brassicogethes aeneus is the source of this 1656-nucleotide messenger RNA. Lineage: Eukaryota; Metazoa; Arthropoda; Insecta; Coleoptera; Nitidulidae. The record is from the annotation of a GenBank genome assembly.